GUCAAGCGGGGGAGUGCUGGGAAGUGUUUUAAUGCCGCAGAGCAGGCGCCAAAACUGAAAGUGAAACUAGGUGAUCUUUCGCAAGCAGCAAACGAGCAGGAGCUGCGAUUAAUGGUGCCAGCAAAGACAAGAUGAUAAUAAAUAAAGGGAAAGCGAAUUUCCUCUGGACUUUUUCCCCUCCAGCAGCAGCACGGGGAAAUUUGGCCAUCAGCGAUAAAAGGCGCCCGAAUGACAGAAUCUUCGUUAAGCGUGGAAGGUACUGACAAGAUGAAGUGGUUUGCUUUCAGCAUCAUCUGUGCAGUUCUCCAAAUCAGCUACCAGAAUCCAAGGAAGCACUGGACUCUGCUGCCCAACAUUCUGGUUUUGGAGGUGGAUGGCACUUUGGGUGAGCAGAACCUGUUGUGUAUGGAGUCGCCACAGGAGCUCAUUGUGAGUGCCAACCAGAGCCAAGAAAUCUUUUGGAAGAAGAAUGGAAUAGAGCAAGCUCAGAGGGGAAACUCUUAUCGAGUGCAGCUAGAGGAAAGCUUAGGAGGGGGCAACUACACCUGCCACAGCGAGGAUGGAUCUCUUCUCAAUCAUACUAUUGUUCUCAUCAAAGAAGAUGAGAGCAAAAGGCGGAAGAUACUGGUGAAAACUGACGAAGAUUAUCUUAAGUGCACGGCUCAAAAUUACAACGGCGAGUUCCACUGCUCCUGGACCUGGCACAGCAGCCGCAGUGGCAGAGUAGCAUUUGUCAGCGCUCAUCGUCUUCCUGACCUCAACACAAAGUGCUCUGUGGAUACCAGCGGCGAGUGGACGUGCUCCUCAGGUCACGGCAACUUCAGCUGUACCGUGAAUGACAACAGGAUCUCCUGCCUGGACAAACAGCACUGCCCUUACGCCGAGGAGAGCAAGCAGAUCUGCGUCACUGUGUUCGUGUUGAGCCAGCACUUUCUGUUGGAGGAAUAUUUUAAGCGCUUUUACUUGUCAGACAUAGUGAAACCUGACAAGGUGGAGAUUGCUCAAGUCAACACCACAGUGAUACAGUGGAGUUACCCGAGCUCCUGGAGCAGCCCCUACUCUUACUUCCCUCUCACCUUCCAGAUUGCACAGCUCAAGAAUGGUUGUGAGGGGUGUGACAGUCCUUGCAGCAACUAUGAAGCUUUGACAGUCCACUCUACAGACACUCAGUUCAAAGUGAAGCACAGGGCUAAGGCUGUGUGCGUCAGAGCAAAGGAUGCCUUCUCUUUCUCACAAUGGAGCGAGUGGAGCCAUAAAAGGCUGAGGAACCACAGGAAGAAGAGGAACAAGCACAAGAACAAAUGAGUAUAAAAGAGGAGAAUCCCAGUGCUUUAUAUAUUUAUUUUUACAAAAUAAAAUUGUUUUUUGUAAUGUCUGAUUGUGAAAGUAAAUAAAGUGAGCUCAGCUUUGU
This is a messenger RNA of Oreochromis aureus, 1411 nucleotides long. RefSeq names its product interleukin 12Ba (gene il12ba). The coding region runs from base 229 to 1305 and encodes 358 amino acids. Gene Ontology annotation, molecular function: protein binding. The transcript is spliced from 9 exons. The record is from RefSeq and is a predicted model, not a curated record. Lineage: Eukaryota; Metazoa; Chordata; Actinopteri; Cichliformes; Cichlidae.